Messenger RNA from Photinus pyralis (common eastern firefly), 1709 nucleotides. RefSeq lists its product as uncharacterized. Lineage: Eukaryota; Metazoa; Arthropoda; Insecta; Coleoptera; Lampyridae. Bases 175 to 1539 code for a protein of 454 amino acids. The transcript has 2 exons. Gene Ontology annotation, molecular function: nucleic acid binding. The record is from RefSeq and is a predicted model, not a curated record.
CGGAAUUUUACAGUCUUGUAAUGACGUCAUUUUUGUCUAUCCUUGUUUAACUAAUGUAAAAUGACAAUGACAAAAAAUUUUGCCGAAAUGUUGUUGUCGUGGCUAAAUUUUACCUGAAAUGCUUGUCAAGUGAUUGUCAGUUUUGAAGUUUUGAAAACGCCAAAGCGUCAAAACAUGCCGCCAAAAAACCCUCAUCGAUUUAACGAACAAACACAGUUAAUAAUUCUAAAUGUGUUGGCUUUCUUUCAAAUUGAACAGGAACAAGUUCGGAAUGGCAUACCACUAGACAUCAACAAUGUUAUACAGCGAACUGCACAAGCAACGAAAGUCAGCCCAACAACCAUUUCAAAUUUGAGAAAAAAUGGUGUAAAAUCCGACAAAGAUUACGCAUCUAAUGUCUCUACCAAGCAAAAGAUUAACAAGACGAAAAUCACAGAAUAUUUGAAGAAUAAAAUUCGGGAUACAAUCUAUUAUAUGUACUCCCAAAAGGAAUAUGUUACACUGGCAACUAUUAGACAAAAAUUUCUGGAGCAAAACGAAUAUUUUCAAUUUUCCAUUGAUUCAUUGAGAAAGUGGAUCAAAAGUAUGGGUUUUAAAUGGAAGAAGUCCAAUAACAGAAAAUAUCUUAUGGAUUUACCGGAUAUUGUCCACAAACGAAUAAAAUUCUUAAGGGAGUACAUUGAAAACAAAAAUUUGGGACAUGAGGGUUAUACUCCGGUUUUUAUGGAUGAAACCUGGAUAUUUAGUAAGGGAUCAUUUCGAAACAGCUGGCAAGAUGAUACUAAGCACACGGAAUCAAUUAAACCCAAUGAAGGUCAUCGAUACAUUAUUGUCCACGCUGGGACGAACGAUGGCUUUAUUGGUGGGGCAAGUUUGAUUUUUAAAAGUGGAAAAAAAACAGGGGACUAUCAUGAUAAUAUGAACAGGGGUAAUUUUGAAAAUUGGUUCAAGACUCAACUGGUGCCAAAUCUUCCUGAAAAAUCUUUAAUUAUUAUGGACAACGCAAGCUACCAUUCUGGCCUUUUAGAGAAAAUUCCCACCAAAUCAUGGACAAAACAAAGAAUGAUAGAAUGGUUAGGGAAAAAAAAUAUCGGCUAUCCAGAAAAGGCAAUGAAGGAUCAAAUAUGGAGCAUUGUCAGCGCAAACUGCCCCAAAGAGAAAAAGUACUACCUUGAUGAAUAUGUUAAGCCUUUAGGACAUAAAAUUUUACGGUUACCGCCAUACCACUGCCAAUUUAAUGCGAUUGAAAUGGUGUGGUCUCAGUGUAAACAAAAAUACGAUCAGUACAUUGCAAAUUUUAAGGGAUCACCACAAGAGGUUUUGGCAACAUGGGAAAGGGUUAUCGGGGAGAUUUCUAGGGAUAAUUGGGAGAAAUACGUAAACCAUAUGGACAAAGUAAUACAAGAGGCUUGGGGAGCAGUACAAGUUUGUGAUGCUUCUGACAUCCCACCUCUUGUUAUCACUACAGACGCAGAUAACGACCUUACUGACGACGAAUACUUUGAUUUUGACUCUGACGAUACGGACGAGGGCGACUAAUUUUCUUCUAAUACUGUGACCAUUACAAUCGCAAUAAAUUGGCAUUGGUAUAUUUUUGUUUUACGAUUUUGAUUUUCCAACUAUUCAUCAAGGUAGUGCAAUUUUUUCUUGUGUAGAUGUGGUUUCGAUAGUGGUUCUUUGAAUUUUUAUGUACUCCUCUGCUAAUUAUU